UAUGAUCAAAUUAACAACAACGAAGGCAUGGGAAAGAUAAUGACAGAAAGUGCAGCUAGAGUUACGUUAUUGUUAAUGGCCACAUUGGCCAUUACUGUUCCAUGCCUCGUCGACGCUAACAUUGGAGAUUUUGACGAUUAUCUCCGAGAAAAAGCUAAGCAGGCCCGGAGAGUGGCUCUUGAAGCAUACGAACCUAACCCUUUGAAGGUCACGUCAGAGCUCAAUAUGCAUGUCCAUCUGGCGAUGAAUGAGGCCAAAAACAGCAGUAGAGGGAGGGACUUGAGCGAGAAGAGACACAAAGGACCGUGCUUGACCACCAACCCAAUCGAUCGAUGCUGGAGAUGCGACAAAGACUGGGAGAAGAAUCGCUUUAAGCUAGCCGAAUGUGCCAUGGGUUUCGGCCGCAAGACCACCGGCGGGUUGGGCGGUAAGAUCUAUGUCGUCACAGAUUCUUCCGAUGUCGAUGUAGCUAACCCGAAACCGGGAACUCUGAGGUACGCGGCGAUCCAGAAGGAGCCAUUGUGGAUCAUAUUUGCGCACAGCAUGGUGAUUAAGCUGAAACAGGAGUUGCUGGUGAAUUCCGACAAGACAAUCGAUGGACGAGGAGCCAAUAUUCACAUAAAAAGCGGUGGCGGCCUCACCCUGCAAUUCGUGAAGAACGUCAUCAUCCACAAUCUUCGCAUUCGCAAUAUCAAAGCAAAGAAGGGAGGUCUGGUGAGGGAUGCUCCGGACCAUGUCGGGUUGAGAACCAGAAGCGAUGGCGAUGCCAUCAGCAUCUUCGGAUCCACCAACGUCUGGAUCGAUCACAUCUCGAUGUCCAACGCCGACGACGGGCUAGUCGACGCCAUCAUGGGUUCCACCGCCAUUACCAUAUCAAAUUGCCACAUGACGAGACACAACGAUGUGAUGCUGUUUGGAGCAGGAGACGUGUAUCAACAGGACAGGGUGAUGCAGGUAACGGUGGCGUUCAACCACUUUGGGAACGGAUUGAUACAGAGGAUGCCGAGGUGCAGACAUGGGUGGUUCCACGUGGUGAACAACGACUACCAUAACUGGAUAAUGUACGCCAUCGGAGGAACGGCGAAUCCGACCAUACUCAGCCAAGGAAACCGGUUCAGUGCUCCGAACAACGAAGCAGCGAAGCAGGUUACAAACAGAGUGAGUGCGCCGGAAUCGGCGUGGAAAAACUGGCGGUGGCAGACGGAGCAUGACGAGUUUGUGAACGGAGCUUUUUUUGUACCGUCGGGAACACCUAUAACUGAAUCUAAAUUCGACAAAGAGGGUUUGAUACCACCCAGACCAGGGAUUGAAGCUCCCGAACUUGCGCGCUUUUCGGGUCAGAUCAAGUGCAAGGUCGGCAACCCUUGUUAGUAUAUUAUCUUUGUUUGAAGAAAAUGAACAAAACAGAUAGGAUUAAUCCUCUAGCUAGGACCAAUUGGAGCUUUAGACUCACAGUACUUAGUUGAAGUUUUUAUUUUAAAAAGCUCCGUCUGUUUUAUUUUGAAACGAAUGUAUUUAUUUAUCUUUGUUUACAAUUAGCGUAACCAUUUUUGUGAUUCUAGCGUAUAUUUCCAUGUACU
This is a messenger RNA of Prosopis cineraria, 1580 nucleotides long. Its product is annotated as pectate lyase-like. The transcript is spliced from 3 exons. The coding region runs from base 28 to 1371 and encodes 447 amino acids. The record is from RefSeq and is a predicted model, not a curated record. NCBI's taxonomy places the organism in Eukaryota, Viridiplantae, Streptophyta, Magnoliopsida, Fabales, Fabaceae. Gene Ontology annotation, molecular function: pectate lyase activity.